AGACUUGCCGUCUCCACAUUCCACAGAGGAAACCCAUUACGAUUUCUAUUUUGCUUCGGUCCUUAAAUUGAAAAAAACGAACAAUAGUUUUCGCAUAUUCGUGUUUCUCCUUCUCAUUUUGCGUGAAAUUCACGAUGAUCUCGACGAUGAUAGUCUCUGAAACAGUCACAGUAACCGCCGCGGUAGGUCUCCGCGUCCUUCCAAGCUGUCAAUCCAGCUGUAACUUUUCCAUCGCCGAUUCCGGUACCGAGCAGAUCUCGGCGAUGAUUAUGCCUUACGAUGCUGUGGCGCCGCCGCCGGUGAAGCCCGCUGCGUACAAGGUGCCUCGUCGUCGGACUCUUCUCCGGAGAAAACGGCGAACCAAACGCAGGUUGUCGGAUGAUGGCUCUGGUGACGCCGGUGAUGAGGGGUUCUUUUAUGGUGACGGUGGUGAUGGUCCUUUUGGCGGCGGCGGCGGUGGUUUCGGGGGCAGUGGCGGUGGCGGUGGUUGGAAUGAUAAUAGAUUUGGGGACGGUCAUAAUUGGGAUGAACCGUCGUUGCCUGAUCCUGCGUUCGAUUUCGUGUAUCAGGUGCUCUCGUGGAUUAUGCUCUCGAAUUGCUUGCAUUUUUCGUUCAAGAAGAUUGUUCGAAUUGUUGCGGAUUCUGCUAGGGAAAAGGUUCCCGCGAGAUUGGCUCCAAUUUGCUGAUUUGGUACCGUUGGAAUGCAUUCGUUGGUCAAAUCCUCAAAUCAAUGCUUGUUGAAAGGUGGUGAUUGGGCAUUGCUUCCCUGUUUGAUUAUGCAUUUACUGUGAAUAUUGUAUAUAAUUUAUCAUUUAAUAUCUAAUUCCAUGGAAAUUUCU
This is a messenger RNA of Gastrolobium bilobum, 839 nucleotides long. RefSeq lists its product as uncharacterized. The transcript has a single exon. NCBI's taxonomy places the organism in Eukaryota, Viridiplantae, Streptophyta, Magnoliopsida, Fabales, Fabaceae. Bases 135 to 686 code for a protein of 183 amino acids. The record is from RefSeq and is a predicted model, not a curated record.